AAGUAAAAUGGGCGAAAAAAAGUGACUUAGAGAAUUGCCUGGGUACUAACGCAAUUCAUAUAAGAAUUCAAAUGGGGUAUAAUGGGAGUUUAGUGUGAGAAAUGUGUUAGUGUAUUGGAAUGGGUUCUUUCAAAAAUAUGUACACAGAGAGUGAAAAAUACAUAUAGGUGGACUUUUUUUGCGUUCCUAGACCCCCUUCCGUUUAGGCUCUCUUCUCCAUUUCAGAAUCUAUUUCCAUUUAUGAACGUAGGUGAGCGAGAUGGAAGAUAUUGGAGGGUGUAUAUGUAUGGGUAUAUAUUGAAUGAGAGUGAUGAGAAGUGAUUGCAUACAUAUACAUGAUUCGUUUCCGCUUUACACAUUUUCAUUCUGUUUUCAUUCAUGCCUUGUGUUCCUAAGUAGUGUUUCAGUUUCAGCCCAAGUGUUCCGUACAAAACUCGCUAUUAUUUCACGCAUGCGUUUCGAUAUUACUUUUGAGCGAUGUUCUAGUGACUGUUUUUUUCUUUUUCUUAAUUGUACAAAGUUUUCUCUUUCGAAAGCCGAAAAAGAAUUUUUCAAAGAUAUUUCGUAUGCGGAUUGGAAAGAAAACUCUUGAUUUUUUUUUUGACGGAGAGUUUUGUGUUGGGUGAAGAAAAAAGAGACUUUUCCUGGUGGGAUGAUCUCAAAAUGUUAUUUUGCCACAUAGAAUGAGCUGUGUGGACUUUACUUGCGUACUAACUAUAAGGAUGAGAGGUGAAGAAUAAAAAUUGCGAAUAUGGUGAAAUAUUGUGUGACAAAAAUUUACGGUGUAGCGUGAAGAGCAAAAAAAAAUUUCAUUCAUUGAUUACGGCGGUUUUUGCAGUAUCUCUCGUACACCUUCUCAAGUUUUUUUCUUCUAUUUGAUUGAAGAAAAUUGCUUUCUAAGCUUCGAUGAAAUUGUGUGUGCAAAAAAAAAACACAGAGAAGAGGGUAGAAACACGGUGAUAAAAAAAAGUGUAGAUUCUGAUAAAGAGCUCCAUUGAUGGAUCUAUUCGUCAUUUCCUUCCUCUUAAGACUCUCUGGAUAAUUAUGCCAUUCUAAAUUCAUAUUGAGUGAAACACGCCAGCAUAUAUUCUCGAAAUAUUCAUCGACAUCUUCGUUUGGCGGGGUACCUUCUUCAUCUCAUCUGGAUGUGUGCUUAAUUCUGUGAUGUGCACAAGUGUAUCUGUGGGAGGAUAAAUUAAAUUAUGUCCCAUUUUUGCUCCAUUUUCAACCCACUGAUCACUUUGUAGUGUAUAUAGGCAUCUCAAAAAAGUGGAAGUGAGAGUAAUAAAAUAUAGGACAAAUGCGUAUUUCGUACAACUGUAAAAGAAGCUUCUUGAGAAGUUCUCCUCUGAAAAAGAAGUAAUCAUCUCAUAAGCGCAUAUAUAUAUAUAUAUUGGAAAAAGAAGUGGGUGAAGGAGUAAGAUUUUAUCAAGACACAACUCUCAAUCUCAAUAUACAUAGAACAAAAUAAUAUUCAAAUGUGUCACUGUGCGGAUAAAAAUAAAGAUAAAUAUAUUAGUGAGAAAAUGCACUAGUGAAAAUUUUCUUGACAUCAUCAUUUUCUUGUGUAUAUAUACAAUUUAAAAAAAAAAUAAAUAAAUAAAUAAAAAAAAAGUGUUGAUACAAUUUUCAUCACUGAGAUUAUCAAAAUGAUGAAAAUAAACAAAUAAUUAAACAUGUCAAGAGUUUUCUUGGUGAAAUAAUGGUACUGAAGUAAAUAUAAUCUCCCAAAAAGCAAAUGAGACAUGCUAAAGAGAGUGUGAAGUGAAUAUAAAGUGUGAGAAAAAAAAAAGAUUAUUAGUAAAAUAGCUGACAAGUGUUUAAAAUAUUGAUUUGCGAGAAUUUUUUUUCAUUUGCGCAAUUUUUCUGGUGUUAAAAGAAAAACCAGCAGAACAAGAAGAAAAUUCCAUCUGGUUUCAUGCGUACAGAUCCAAUUUCCCGCUGUUUCUUUCACAAUUGUGGCAAAAAAUAAAAAAAAAUAGGGAAAAACUGGAAAAUUUGAUGAUAGAGAAAUGAAUUUGUACUCAGAGUUGCUAGUUGAAGCACAAAAAUGACAAAUGAGUGGGUUGAAUGGUUCAGUGACAAUAGAAUAAAGACUUCAAUCCGCGGAAGCAGCAAUAAUUUUUUCAGCAGCUAUCAAAGUAAUAAAAUAUCUGGAAUGGGUCUCAAAACGCAUACCAUUAUGAAAUCUCUACAAAAGCCUAGAGAUGUUCCCACUCAAAUGCCACCGUUGACACCUGGAACGAAUAAAAAACUCUCAGAGGCACUCAAGGCAUCCUUCUCAUCGUGGGAGAAGGAAGUGCAAAACAGGAACAUCACCAAAGAUCCUCGAUUGUGGACGGAAGAACAUGUAUUGUAUUGGCUGAAGUGGUCAAUUAAGGAGUUCUCCCUUGAGAAUGUAAAUUUUGAUCCAUUUUUGAGGUUAAAAGGCCGCGACAUGGUUGCAUUGGGUCGUGAGAGGUUUCUCUCAAUUACACCUCCCUACACAGGUGAUAUUCUCUGGGAGCAUCUGGAGAUUCUACAGAAAGAAUGCGAAAGCUCCUUGGAAAGCAAUACAGUGACCAAUAGCUUUGAUCCUGCUUGUACAGCAGAAUUGUGUGAUUAUCUGGGAAAUCAGAAAUUAACUGGCAAUCCCGUAUCGAUGGAUUUUUCAAUCGCAAAAGGCUUUAAUGAUUUUACAGCAUCCCAGGAGAGACAUGAUAGUAACACACCGCCAGCAAUGUCUGGAAGUUCACAGUCAUCGACUUCGGCGCGACAGGAAUCGAGUGGACCAACUAAUCUCUCCUACAUGCAAAUGACGAUCCAGAGGCAGGCGGCAGGAGGUGAUGAGGGUGGUGGUGGAGGGUUCUCUCAGAGGCAGCAGCCAUCGCAACAUCAGUCACAGGCGCAACAACUCAAAGAGGAGCCUAACACAUGUUCCACCCUCUAUCGCAGCAAUAUCAAUGGACUGCAGGAUGAUAUUACGCUGAGGAACUUCAAUCUCCUGACAAAUCCGUGCAGUUACGCUGGUGAGCAUGAGUACAAUUCCCUGGGGCAGGAAGUUGCACCGGGACAACAGCAGUAUCUCGAGGGCAGUAGUCCGGAAUUCUAUGCGGGCAUCAUAGAGCAAAAGUUCAGUUCGCCAUAUCACAAGGGCAGCACCAGUGGGGGCUAUCCGCGGGGCGGAGGUGCAAUGGCUGGUGGUGGGGGUAGAUUCCAAGAGCCACCAUAUGACUUUCCCGCCCAAUACGAUGCACCACCGUAUCAGACAGUUCCUGUUAGCUCAUCCGCCAGCACAGAUCAAUGGACCAGUGGACAUCAUCCGCAUUCGGAGCUUCAGCAUCAGGCUUAUAUGAAUUCAGUGGGCUUCGAUAAAACCAUUUUGGGUACAUAUGCUACGCAAAAUGGGGCACCGUGCUUCACUGGUUCGGGUCCCAUUCAACUUUGGCAGUUCCUAUUGGAGCUCCUGACGGACAAAUCGUGCCAAAGUUUCAUCUCAUGGACUGGGGAUGGAUGGGAGUUUAAACUCACUGAUCCAGAUGAGGUUGCUCGACGCUGGGGAAUUCGGAAAAAUAAACCAAAAAUGAACUAUGAAAAAUUGAGCAGAGGCCUCCGAUACUACUAUGAUAAAAAUAUUAUACAUAAAACGGCUGGAAAGCGCUAUGUGUAUCGAUUUGUGUGUGAUCUUCAGAACUUGUUAGGAUAUUCUCCAGAGGAGUUACAUGCCAUGGUAGAAUUGAAGCCGGAGAAGAAGGAGGACGAAUAAGCAAAGGCGAGCAAUUUUUUUUUUUGAUUAUUUCUUUAUAUAAUUUUUUUUCUCUGAACAAAAAAAAAGAAUCAUUUUUGUAAUUACGUAAAAAAAAUAUGUGAAAAUGUGUUGGAUACGUUGGAUAGCAAUUGAAAAGUGAGUAAUUUAAUUUAAAAUGAAAAAAAAGAAAGAAUUGAAGGACAGAAUUAUUCUGGAAAAAGAAACAAAGAGAGGAGAAUUCUUGAAACAAGAAGAAUUCAUAGAAAUAGUUUUGCUCAGACUGGUCGUCGUACAUUAUUUCAAUUUCUAUACAGUUAAUUUUAAAUGUUUAAUUUAAUGUGAGAAGCUGAGAACAUAAAAAAAAAAUUGCAAAAAUCAUUUCUCAGAGGUAUGCAACUUUUUAGAUUUUAUUCGAUUUUUUUUUACUUUAUUUUUGCGGCUUGGAAGAAGACCAAAUUUUAGUUGUGAAAAUCAUGAAAUGUUAUUUCUGUCAUAAAAAUCAUGAUUUUUCCGAAUAACUUUCAUGUUUUUCUUUCUAGAAAUUAGAUCACAAAAUCAGCAAGCUUUUAAGGGGAACCCUCAAGCCUAGAAUUGAAAAAUUCUAUCACAAAAUCUCAAUUCUGAGAUUUAUUUCACCUUCAAAAUUUUGGGUUUUUCGGCUUCUUAGUUUUUGGAAUUUUAGCUUUCCAGAAUUUGCCUCUGCCAUGGAAAUAAUACCGGCAAAGGAAAAAUUACGAAGUUAUAAACCAUUUGGACAUCCCAAAAAUGGCUUAAAGUAAUUUCUAAUUAUUUCUUAUUUCUUACUGACUAAUGGUCUCCACACGUUGAGAGUAAUCUUCUUUUUUGAAGGAAAUUGCCUGCAGUGUUGUAGGUGAAAACGUCAAAAUUCUGUCACAAAUUCAAUUUGUGACGUCAAAAUUCUGUCAAAAAUGCAAUUUUUGACAGAAUGUUUGACAAUAUUAUGGCCUCUACACAUUGGGAGCCAUUUUUGUCAAAAAUUGCUUUUUUGAAGGAAAUUCCCUGAAGCGUUGUAAGGGGAAACGUCAAAUUUCUGUCAAAAACGCAAUUUUUGACGAAAAUUGCUCCCAAUGUGUAGACGCCUUUAGGCAAUUUAUAUCAAGUUCAUUCAAUCCGUUUUCUCUCAAGCCGGAACUUCUUGUAGUUUCUUCUGUUUUCAGUAUCUAGAACAAAAUGAUGAAAAAGAAUUAAUUUGGCAAUUAAUUUUGGCAGAAUUAAUUUUCAUUUGACAUCUUAGGGCCUCUACACAUUGGGAACAAUUUUCGUCAAAAAUUGCGUUUUGAUGUAAAUUGUCUGCAGUCCUGUAGGUAAAAACAUUAAAAUUCUGUCAAAAAUGCAAUUUUUGACAGAAUUUUGGCGUUUCCACCUACAGAAGUGCAAACAAUUUCCUACAAAAAAAAAGCAUUUUUUGAUGAAAAUUGCUCUCAAUGCGUAGAGGCCUUAAGAGAAAAUACCUUGCAGACCAAAAUGCAAUAUUUCGUUGACUACAAAUACAUUUUUUAUAUUUAAUUACACAGAACUUUAAUAUAUCAAAGUUCAUAUAUUUUUUUAUUUCGCUAAAAUGUAAACAACAUAGUUUUUUACUACACUGGAAAUGUCGUAUUUCAUGCCAAAACAACUUUUUCAUUAUCUUUGGACAUUUUAUGAUAUUAAUUCUGGAAUGGAUAACACAUCGGGUCGUCACCCCGAAUAAAUUUUUUUUUUGAAAAAUUAUACACUGCAAAAUGUGAUAUCUUGAGGAAUCUACACAUUGGGAGUAAUUUUCGUCAAAAAUUAAAUUUUUGUAAAAUUUUGACGUUUCCACUUACAGCAACACAAACAAUUUUCUUCAAAAAGCAUUUUUUGACAAAAAUUGCUUCCAAUGUGUAGAGGCGUUUAAGGUGUCUACACACUAGAAGCAAUUUUCAUCAAAAAUCGCCUGUUUUAAAAAAAAAUCUGAUGUUUCUGCCUACAAAAAUAGGGGAAAUUUUGAAAAGGCAAUUUUAAAACUUUAAAAAGGCAUUUUUUAAAGAAAUUGCUCCUAGUGUGUAGAGGUCUUUAGACUAAAGGUGUCUAGACAAUAUGAGAAAUUUCUGUCACAAAUGAUCUUCAAGAUGUGUGCAUCAAAAAGUUUGCCUAGACAUUGAUAUGCAUUUUUGAUAAAAAGAUGGUUUUUUUCGGUUUUUUAAAGAAAAUUUGUCUAAAGUGUAGGCAAUUUCUUUCAAAAACUAUAUCCAAUUCAAGGUAAUUUCCAUAAAAAAAUUUUGAAAGAAAUUACCCACUACACAUUGGAACAAAAUUCAUCAGUCAUUUUUGACAGAAUUCUUGAAGGAAACCAUCACGAUUCAAGAUUGUUUUUCAUGAAAAUUUGUUGUUUUGUGCUGCAAAAAGUGAGAAAAACGUUUGAUGAAGUUCAUUGGGAUAGUAUUUAGUAAAUUUUUGUGGCACAUUUUCCAAAAAUGCAAAAGAAAAAUGUUUUUUUAAUUUUGGAGAUGUCGUUCCUGGUGGAAUCCGAUCUUAGAUUUAAAUUUUCCAAAAAUAAAUUCAGGUGAAUUUCCCAAAUAUAAAUUCACUAAAUUCUAUCCCAAGGAACUUCACCAAACGCUUUUCUCUCAUUUUCCAGCAGAGAAACAACAAAUUUUCAUAAACAACAAUCACUAAAGCAAGCUUUAGGUCACCAGGAAUUUUUCUGGCGUUGAAGGUAUUCGAAUUGCACCCAGUGAGCUUCACUGCAUUUGAUUCCAUUGGGCAUGGGACUGACAACCUCAUUCCGAACAAGAAAAAAUAAUAAUGCGUGCCUAGAAAUCCGCUUGCGGGAAGGCCUUGUUCCUUCAUGGAAUGUUGUUCCAGCAUUAUUAUUAUUAUUAUUAUCAAAACCAGAAAAAUGGAAAAUAAUCACAUACAGGGAGUUCCGCUUUGAAAGAAAUUUUCGGGACCGAAAAAAGCCCGCAAUUUACCUCCAGUGACACAGAAAAUUGCAUAUCUGCAGGGGAUAUCUUUGGGAUAAGUUAUAGAAACGCCGUGAUGUAUGCAAUAUAUUUUCGGCGCCAAUUUUUCAGCCUAUUUUCAACGCCAACGGUUCAUAAGAAAUGUAUUUCAAACUUACCGCGUGAAAAAUAAUUGCAUAGUGUGAAAGGAACGUCUAUUGACACUUUAAGAACUCGUGUCAGCACCUAUUGACACCCUAUUCUGUACCAUUUCGGAUAUGAAAUUUGAACGUCUUUGUUUAUAGUAAAAGGUAUAUUACAGAAAAAACGUUAUAUUACUUAUAUUUUACUAGAUACAUUAAAUAAUUUUCAACAUUUUGACAGAAGUGUCAAUAGGGGUUCCCUGUCGAACAAACGCUCGUCCGACCCUACAUUUAGAGCAUUUCAAAAAUUAUUUUAUAAAUGAGCUCCCAAUAGUAGGCAAUACAUCAAGUUCAUUCAAUCCGUUUUCUCUCAAGCCGGAACUUCCUGUAGUUUCUUCUGUUUUCAAUAUCUAGAACAAAAUGAAAAAAAAAGAAUUAAUUUGGCCGCGAGGGUUAAAAAUACCACUGAAGGUAUCUACAAAAAAUUUUCAUUUGACAUCUUAAGGCCUUGAGAACAAUUUUCGUCAAAAAUUGCGUUUUUGAAGUAAAUUGCCUGCAGUCCUGUAGGUAAAAACGUCAAAAUUCUGUCAAAAAUCAUUUUUUGACGAAAAUUGUUCCGAAUGUGUAGAGGCCUUAAGAUGCCAAACUAGAUUUUUUUUUGCAUUAAAAGAAUUGAUUGAUUACAAAUUCAUUCUAUAACGAAAAUUGAAAUAAAUCGUAAAGUUGCAUACCCCUGAAGAAGUUAAUAUUUUUUUGUGUUGAAAAAAAAAGAAGAAAAAAAACAACUAUUUUGUUUGAUGUCUGAUAUCUCUGUGAGAGAGAAAAAUUCUGUUUUGCUUUUCGAGCGAUAAAAACCGCAAGAAAAAAAAGAGUACAUGAACGAUAAAAAUAAUUUAAAAACAAAAAGAAAAAUGUGUAGAGAAAAAGAAGUUAAUAUCAAUGUCGCCCACAGAAUAAUCACCAAAUUUUUUUUUCUAUUUUAAUUUUAUAAUAGAGAAAGAUAGAUUAUAAUUGUUACAAAGUAAUAAAUUUCAUUGAAAAUUC
Molecule: messenger RNA, 7838 nt
Organism: Phlebotomus papatasi
Lineage: Eukaryota; Metazoa; Arthropoda; Insecta; Diptera; Psychodidae
Gene: pnt
Product: ETS-like protein pointed
Exons: 8
Coding region: 2051-3745 (564 amino acids)
Biological process (GO): regulation of transcription by RNA polymerase II; cell differentiation
Cellular component (GO): nucleus
Molecular function (GO): sequence-specific DNA binding; DNA-binding transcription factor activity, RNA polymerase II-specific
Source: RefSeq, a predicted model, not a curated record